AAGCGGGCGCCGGCCAAUGGGCGCGCAGCCUGGCGCCAGCUGGCGGCGGGGCGGCCCGGCCUAUAUGAGGGCGCGCGGCGGGCUGGGGCGCACUUGCCAGCCGAGCGCUCGCCGGGGGCCCCAGUCUCCCGGUCCCCGCCGCGCCCGCGCCGCUCGCUCCUUCCUGGGUAACUAGCCAGCCGCUCGCCGACCGAACCAUGACUCUGGAGGAAAUCCGCGGCCAAGACACGGUUCCCGAAAGCACCGCCAGGAUGCAGGGCGCCGGGAAAGCGCUGCACGAGCUGCUGCUGUCGGCCCAGCGCCAGGGCUGCCUCACCGCCGGCGUCUAUGAGUCCGCCAAAGUCCUGAAUGUGGACCCCGACAACGUGACCUUCUGCGUGCUGGCCGCCGACGAGGAGGACGAGGGCGACAUCGCGCUGCAGAUCCACUUCACGCUCAUCCAGGCGUUCUGCUGUGAGAACGCCAUCGACAUCGUGCGCGUGGGCGACGUGCAGCGGCUGGCGGCGAUCGUGGGCGCGGGCGACGGGCCGGCCGCGUCCGGAGACCUGCACUGCAUCCUCAUUUCGAACCCCAAUGAGGACGCGUGGAAGGACCCCGCCUUGGAGAAGCUCAGCCUGUUCUGCGAGGAGAGCCGCAGCGUCAACGACUGGGUGCCCAGUAUCACCCUCCCCGAGUGACCGCCCGGAGGGGGCCUUGGUCUGAUCGACGUGGUGGCGCCCCGGGGCGCCUAGCGCGCGGCCGGCUGUGUGGACGCGCCCUCGCAGGUGGGGCGCCGGAGCGGAGCGCCGCACCGGGAGCGGCGAGGAGGGGCGGUCCGCUGCAGGAGGGGCCCGAGCCCGGGGCUCCGCGAGCGUGGGGAGCCGCUGCCGGCCCAGGAAGGCCGGAGGCGGGCCGUUGGCCACGGGCCGGGAAGGCCGGGCCGGCCGGGCAGGCGUGACUCAGCAGCCUGCGCUCCCGGCAGGAAGGAGGGGAGAGGCCAGGCGGGCGAGGCCUGGACGACCGUUGCAGGAGCUGCGACGCACUGAGCGCCUGCACGCGGUGCACUAGUUUCGGAAGGAUUCUGCUGCUGCACCUUUGACUUUUUCACAAUAAACGUACUGAAACAAA
This is a messenger RNA of Hyaena hyaena (striped hyena), 1107 nucleotides long. It is a transcript of the gene GADD45G, whose product is annotated as growth arrest and DNA damage inducible gamma. The coding region runs from base 198 to 677 and encodes 159 amino acids. The transcript has 4 exons. NCBI's taxonomy places the organism in Eukaryota, Metazoa, Chordata, Mammalia, Carnivora, Hyaenidae. The record is from RefSeq and is a predicted model, not a curated record. Gene Ontology annotation, biological process: regulation of cell cycle. Gene Ontology annotation, cellular component: cytoplasm; nucleus.